Messenger RNA from Funneliformis caledonium, 432 nucleotides. NCBI's taxonomy places the organism in Eukaryota, Fungi, Glomeromycota, Glomeromycetes, Glomerales, Glomeraceae. The record is from the annotation of a GenBank genome assembly.
AUGAGCAUGAGCGAUCGCGAAACAGUCGGUAACGGUGGGUUGGAUGACGAGUUAUCACUUCCAAAAGCAACUGUAACUAAACUCAUUACAGAAAUGUUACCACCCGACAUUGCUUGUGCAAAAGAUACUCGCGAUUUGUUAAUAGACUGUUGUGUUGAAUUUAUUCAUUUAAUCGCUUCUGAAGCAAACGAAAUCUGUGAGAAAGAAGCCAAGAAAACCAUAGCUGCGGAACACGUCAUCACCGCUCUUCAAACUCUAGGCUUUGAAAAUUAUUUGUCUGAAGUACAAGAAGUUUUUAAAGAACAUAAAAAAUUGCAAAAGAAAAGCUCAAGAUUAGAAAAUUCAGGUAUGACAGAAGAGGAGUUAUUGAGACAGCAAGAACUUUUGUUUGAGCAAUCUCGUCUCAAAUAUCAAGCACAGCAACAAUCAUGA